Molecule: messenger RNA, 9537 nt
Organism: Cervus elaphus (red deer)
Lineage: Eukaryota; Metazoa; Chordata; Mammalia; Artiodactyla; Cervidae
Gene: SCN9A
Product: sodium voltage-gated channel alpha subunit 9
Exons: 27
Coding region: 296-6259 (1987 amino acids)
Biological process (GO): neuronal action potential; membrane depolarization during action potential; sodium ion transmembrane transport
Cellular component (GO): axon; voltage-gated sodium channel complex; plasma membrane
Molecular function (GO): voltage-gated sodium channel activity; protein binding
Source: RefSeq, a predicted model, not a curated record
CCGCGUUCGCCAGGCGAGUGUCUGGUUUCCAAUUCCGCGGGCUCCGGAAUUGGGGCUGGGCUGGCUUGGGUGCCAGCGGCGGGCAGUGGCAGGCGCCGGCCGAGCAACAGGAGCUCAGAGAAAGAGGGCGCGGCAGCAGUGGAGAGGACGCCGGGGGAGAGGAAGGGUCCCUGAAGCCCGCGCCCUCCCCGGGGCCAGACUCUGCGGGCGCACUGGGUGGGCAUGAUCGGCGGGCACGGCGGCAGGCCUCUUAUGUAAGGAGUUGAAGGGGAAAUAAAACAUACAGGAUGAAAAGAUGGCAAUGUUGCCUCCCCCGGGACCUCAGAGCUUUGUCUUCUUCACAAAACAGUCUCUUGCCCUCAUUGAACAACGUAUUGCUGAAGGAAAAGCAAAGGAACCCAAAGAAGAAAAGAAAGACGAUGACGAAGAAGGGCCAAAGCCAAGCAGUGACUUGGAAGCCGGCAAACAGCUGCCCUUCAUCUAUGGGGACAUUCCUCCGGGCAUGGUGUCAGAGCCCCUGGAGGACUUGGACCCUUACUAUGCAGACAAAAAAACUUUCAUAGUGUUGAACAAAGGGAAAGCAAUCUUCCGUUUCAAUGCCACACCUGCUUUGUACAUGCUGUCUCCUUUCAGUCCUCUCAGAAGAAUAUCUAUUAAGAUUUUAGUACAUGCUGCAUUCAGCAUGCUUAUCAUGUGCACUAUUCUGACGAACUGCAUAUUUAUGACCAUGAGUAAUCCUCCAGACUGGACCAAGAAUGUAGAGUACACUUUUACUGGAAUAUAUACUUUUGAGUCACUUGUGAAAAUCCUUGCAAGAGGAUUCUGUGUAGGAGAAUUCACUUUUCUUCGUGACCCAUGGAACUGGCUUGAUUUCAUAGUCAUUGUCUUUGCGUAUUUAACAGAAUUUGUAAACCUAGGCAAUGUUUCAGCUCUUCGAACUUUCAGAGUGUUGAGAGCUUUGAAAACUAUUUCUGUAAUCCCAGGCCUGAAAACCAUCGUGGGGGCCCUGAUCCAGUCUGUGAAAAAGCUCUCAGAUGUCAUGAUCCUGACUGUGUUCUGUCUGAGCGUGUUUGCCCUGAUUGGGCUGCAGCUCUUUAUGGGCAACCUGAAGCAUAAAUGUGUACAGACUUCACUUGAAAACAAUGAAACAAUAGAAAACAUAUUGGAUACCCUCGAUGAAGAAGAAUAUGCAAAAUAUUUUUAUUACUUGGAGGGAUCCAAAGAUGCUCUCCUUUGUGGUUUCAGCACCGAUUCAGGUCAGUGUCCAGAAGGGUACACCUGUAGGAAGAUUGGCAGAAACCCUGACUAUGGCUACACGAGCUUCGACACUUUCAGCUGGGCCUUCUUAGCCUUGUUUCGGCUAAUGACGCAGGAUUACUGGGAAAACCUUUACCAACAGACCCUCCGUGCUGCUGGGAAAACCUACAUGAUCUUCUUUGUUGUGGUGAUUUUCCUGGGAUCCUUUUAUCUAAUAAACUUGAUCUUGGCUGUCGUUGCCAUGGCCUAUGAAGAACAGAACCAGGCAAACAUUGAAGAAGCGAGGCAGAAAGAGUUCGAAUUUCAACAGAUGCUAGAUCGACUUAAAAAAGAGCAAGAGGAAGCUGAGGCAAUAGCAUUAGCAGCAGCUGAAUAUACCAGCAUUGGGAGAAGCAGAAUAAUGGGUCUCUCUGAGAGUUCUUCUGAGACAUCCAAACUGAGCUCCAAAAGUGCUAAAGAAAGAAGAAACAGGAGAAAGAAAAAGAACCAAAAGAAACUCUCCAGUGGGGAAGAAAAGGGAGAUGAUGAGAAACUGUCCAAAUCAGAAUCUGAGGAGAGCAUCAGGAGAAAAAGUUUCCACCUUGGUGUUGAAGGUCAUAGGCGAGCACGUGAAAAAAGAUUGUCUACCCCUAACCAGUCACCACUCAGCAUCCGUGGCUCCUUGUUUUCUGCAAGGCGGAGCAGCAGAACGAGUCUUUUCAGCUUCAAAGGUCGAGGAAGAGAUAUUGGAUCUGAGACUGAAUUUGCCGACGACGAACACAGCAUCUUUGGCGACAACGAGAGCAGAAGGGGCUCCCUGUUUGUGCCCCACAGACCUCGGGAGCGGCGCAGCAGUAACAUCAGCCAGGCCAGUAGGUCUCCCCCAGUGCUGCCAGUGAAUGGGAAGAUGCACAGCGCCGUCGACUGCAAUGGCGUGGUCUCCCUGGUGGAUGGACCCUCCGCCCUCAUGCUCCCCAAUGGACAGCUCCUGCCAGAGGUGAUAAUAGAUAAGGCAACUUCUGAUGACAGCGGUACAACCCAUCAAAUACACAAGAAAAGACGUCACAGUUCUUACCUCCUUUCUGAGGAUAUGUUGAAUGACCCCAAUCUCAGACAAAGGGCAAUGAGUAGGGCAAGCAUAUUAACAAACACUGUAGAAGAACUUGAGGAGUCCAGACAGAAAUGUCCACCUUGGUGGUACAGAUUUGCACACACAUUCUUGAUCUGGAAUUGCUCUCCAUAUUGGAUAAAAUUCAAAAAAUGUAUCUAUUUUAUUGUAAUGGAUCCUUUUGUAGAUCUUGCUAUUACUAUUUGCAUAGUUUUAAACACACUGUUCAUGGCUAUGGAACAUCACCCAAUGACUGAGGAAUUCAAAAAUGUGCUCGCUGUGGGAAAUUUGGUCUUUACUGGCAUCUUUGCAGCUGAAAUGGUUUUAAAACUAAUUGCCAUGGAUCCAUAUGAGUAUUUCCAAGUAGGAUGGAAUAUUUUUGAUAGUCUUAUUGUGACCUUAAGCUUAGUGGAACUUUUUCUAGCAGAUGUGGAAGGAUUGUCAGUUCUACGAUCAUUCAGACUGCUCCGAGUUUUCAAGUUAGCAAAGUCUUGGCCAACACUGAACAUGCUGAUCAAGAUCAUUGGCAAUUCAGUGGGGGCUCUGGGAAACCUAACCUUGGUGUUGGCCAUCAUCGUCUUCAUUUUUGCUGUGGUUGGCAUGCAGCUCUUUGGUAAGAGCUACAAAGAAUGUGUCUGCAAGAUCAAUGAAAACUGCAAACUCCCCCGCUGGCACAUGAAUGACUUCUUCCACUCCUUCCUGAUUGUGUUCCGGGUGCUGUGUGGAGAGUGGAUAGAGACCAUGUGGGACUGCAUGGAGGUUGCUGGUCAAGCCAUGUGCCUCAUUGUUUACAUGAUGGUCAUGGUCAUUGGAAACCUGGUGGUCCUCAACCUAUUUCUUGCUUUAUUACUGAGCUCAUUUAGUUCAGACAAUCUUACAGCAAUUGAAGAAGACACUGAUGCAAACAACCUCCAGAUUGCAGUGGCCAGAAUUAAGAAGGGAAUAAAUUAUGUGAAACGAACCUUACGUGAGUUUGUUCUAAAAGCAUUUUCCAAAAAGCCAAAGAUUUCCAAAGAGAUAAGACAAACAGAAGAUCUAAAUUUUAAAAAGGAAAACUACAUCUCGAACCGCACACUUGCUGAAAUGGGCAAGGAUCACAAUUUCCACAAAGAAAAAGAUAAAACCAGUGGUUUUGGAAAGAGCGUGGACAAAUACUUAAUGGAAGAAAGUGAUGGUCAAUCAUUUAUUCAUAAUCCCAGCCUCACAGUAACAGUGCCAAUUGCACCUGGGGAGUCUGAUUUGGAGGUUAUGAACACUGAGGAGCUUAGCAGUGAUUCAGAUAGCGAAUACAGCAAGGGGAGGCUGAACCAGUGGAGUUCCUCAGAGUGCAGCACAGUUGAUAACCCUGUGCCUGGAGAAGGAGAAGAGGCAGAGGCCGAGCCUGUGAAUUCAGAUGAGCCAGAGGCCUGUUUUACAGAUGGUUGUGUACAGAGGUUCCCGUGCUGCCAAGUUAACAUAGAAUCAGGGAAAGGAAAAAUCUGGUGGAACAUCAGGAAAACCUGCUUCAGGAUAGUUGAGCACAGUUGGUUUGAAAGCUUCAUUGUUCUCAUGAUCUUGCUCAGCAGUGGUGCUCUGGCUUUUGAAGAUAUAUAUAUUGAAAAGAAAAAGACCAUUAAGAUUAUCCUGGAGUAUGCUGAUAAGAUAUUCACUUAUAUCUUCAUUCUGGAAAUGCUUCUAAAAUGGGUAGCAUAUGGUUACAAAACCUAUUUCACCAAUGCCUGGUGUUGGCUGGAUUUCUUGAUUGUCGAUGUUUCUUUGGUUACAUUAGUUGCAAAUACUCUUGGCUACUCAGAUCUUGGUCCCAUUAAAUCCCUUCGGACACUUAGAGCUUUAAGACCUCUGAGAGCUUUAUCUAGAUUUGAAGGAAUGAGGGUAGUUGUGAAUGCACUCAUUGGUGCAAUUCCUUCUAUCAUGAAUGUGCUACUUGUGUGUCUCAUAUUCUGGCUGAUAUUUAGCAUCAUGGGAGUAAAUUUGUUUGCUGGCAAGUUUUAUGAGUGUAUUAACACCACAGAUGGAUCGCGGUUUCCUACAAGUGAAGUUGAAAAUCGUUCUGCCUGUCUUGCGCUUAUGAAUGUUAGUCAAAAUGUGCGGUGGAAAAACCUGAAAGUGAACUUUGAUAAUGUUGGACUUGGUUACCUGUCUCUGCUUCAAGUUGCAACAUUUAAGGGAUGGAUGGAUAUUAUGUAUGCAGCAGUUGAUUCUGUUAACGUAGACAAGCAGCCCAUUUAUGAAUACAACCUCUACAUGUAUAUUUAUUUUGUCAUCUUCAUCAUCUUCGGGUCAUUCUUCACUUUGAACUUGUUCAUUGGUGUCAUCAUAGAUAAUUUCAACCAACAGAAAAAGAAGCUUGGAGGUCAAGAUAUCUUUAUGACAGAAGAACAGAAGAAAUAUUAUAAUGCGAUGAAAAAGCUGGGAUCCAAGAAACCACAAAAGCCAAUACCUCGGCCAGGGAACAAAUUCCAAGGAUGUAUCUUUGACCUCGUAACAAACCAAGCUUUUGAUAUAGCCAUCAUGGUUCUGAUCUGCCUCAACAUGGUAACCAUGAUGGUAGAAAAAGAGGGACAAAGUGAAUACAUGACUGAAGUUUUAUAUUGGAUCAAUGUGGUUUUUAUUAUCCUGUUCUCUGGAGAAUUUGUGCUGAAACUGAUCUCCCUCAGAUGCUACUACUUCACUGUAGGAUGGAACAUCUUUGAUUUUGUGGUUGUAAUUCUCUCCAUUGUAGGUAUGUUUCUAGCAGAUUUGAUAGAAAGGUAUUUUGUGUCCCCUACCCUAUUCCGAGUGAUCCGUCUUGCCAGGAUUGGCCGAAUCCUGCGUCUGAUCAAAGGGGCCAAGGGAAUCCGCACACUGCUCUUUGCUUUGAUGAUGUCCCUUCCUGCAUUGUUUAACAUCGGCCUUCUGCUCUUCCUGGUCAUGUUCAUCUAUGCCAUCUUUGGAAUGUCCAAUUUUGCCUAUGUUAAAAAGGAAGCUGGAAUUAAUGACAUGUUCAACUUUGAGACCUUUGGCAACAGCAUGAUCUGCCUGUUCCAGAUUACCACCUCUGCUGGCUGGGAUGGAUUGCUAGCACCUAUCCUCAACAGUGCACCACCGGACUGUGACCCCAAAAAAGUUCAUCCUGGAAGCUCAGUUGAAGGAGACUGUGGGAACCCGUCUGUUGGGAUAUUCUAUUUUGUCAGUUACAUCAUCAUAUCAUUUCUGGUCGUGGUGAACAUGUACAUCGCUGUCAUCCUGGAGAACUUCAGUGUUGCUACUGAAGAAAGUACUGAGCCCCUGAGUGAGGACGAUUUUGAGAUGUUCUAUGAGGUUUGGGAGAAGUUUGAUCCAGAUGCCACCCAAUUUAUAGAAUAUAGCAAACUCUCUGAUUUUGCAGCGGCCCUGGAUCCUCCUCUUCUCAUAGCAAAACCAAACAAAGUCCAGCUCAUUGCCAUGGACCUGCCCAUGGUCAGUGGGGACAGGAUCCACUGCCUUGACAUCUUAUUUGCUUUUACAAAGCGUGUUUUGGGGGAAGGUGGAGAGAUGGACUCUCUUCGUUCACAGAUGGAAGAAAGGUUCAUGUCUGCAAAUCCUUCUAAAGUGUCUUAUGAGCCCAUCACAACUACACUAAAAAGAAAGCAAGAGGAUGUGUCUGCUACAGUCAUUCAACGUGCUUACAGACGUUACCGCUUACGACAAAAUGUCAAAAAUAUAUCAAGUAUAUACAUCAAAGAUGGUGACAGAGAUGAUGAUUUGCCCAAUAAAGAAGAUAUGGUUUUUGAUAAUGUUAAUGAGAACUCAAGUCUAGAAAAAACAGAUGCAACUCCAUCCACUGUCUCUCCACCUUCAUAUGAUAGUGUAACAAAACCAGACAAAGAGAAAUAUGAAAAAGACAAAACAGAAAAGGAAGACAAAGGGAAAGAUGGCAAGGAAGGCAAAAAAUAGAGCUUCAUUUUUGAUAUAUUGUUUACAGCCUGUGAAGGUGAUAUAUUUGUGUUAAUAAGACUCUUUUGAGGAGGUCUAUGCCAAAUCUCUUUUUAUCAAUUUAUUCUCAAAGUCAGUGCUUUUGCUAGCUCUGAUUCUCUGACAUAGGUGGGCAGCGUUAGCAGAUGGCUAUUUUUGCAUUGGUAAAUGUAUCUCUAAGAAUUGUUAAGAGUAAGUGUAUGGGAAUUAUUGAUUACAGCAAACAAAGGUGAUUUAAUUUUAUUUACUUUUAAUAAAUCAGAAAAUCAUGUAGAAAAUAUUCACAUCUGCCUUGUCAUCUUUUCACAGGAUUGUAAACAUUCAUGUUUCACAUGCACGCAGGCAUGCGUGUGCGCACACACACACACACACCAAUACCUAGCAUUUGGAUAUCUACAAAAGUAUUUUGCCUUGACUUUUCAAUGAAGUGCUCUGAUAGAAGGCACUAGUAAUGAAUGUUCAGUUAAAACAUCUUGUUAUCUUGUUAUUAGGGGGCAAGACUCUUUUUUCCAUGUACAGAGGUCAUUCUAUAUUUUGAGGUGCUUAAAUUUAUCCACGUUACAUGAAAAUCAAUUUAUAUGUGCCCACUAAAUGCCAUGGGACAUGUAGGCUGGUCAGUUCUACCAGUGCUUUUUGUUUAUCACGAUGCAUAUACCGACUAGGAUAAGAGUUACCUUUAAAAUGUUGUGCUUCAUGGACUGCCUUUUUCUAUAUCUUCGUUUGUUCAUUUGGUAAUCAUGAAACAUGAAAAAUUAUUUUAAGUACAUAUCACAUUCCUUGAAAGAAAAAAAAUGAACAUAAUUGAGAAAAGAAGCGACUAAAGAAAGCUUUAUCCAUUUUUAUUUAUAUCCUGUAACGCCGGACUGUGCUGCUCCAAAAGUACCAACAAUGAUCCAACUCAUCAUUUUUGUCACAGUUUUCUGUUUUCUCAUGCUGUAUUGUUGAAUCAUUCUUCAGCACUGAGCAAAGCUGAUCCUGUCUUCAGUGGAGUGCUUCCAGACAUGCAGAAAGAUACUUGAUAUCAUGGUACAUGUUUGAGCAGAUGAUGACUUGGCCACAGUAUUUAGUGUAUCACCUGCAUAAUAUCCUGAAUGUGUAUGGCAAGCUUUCAAAUCAUACUACAUGGCAGGCUUUCAACACAAACGUGUGUAGUAAGAAUGAAAUAGCAUUCAACCAAGAUUCUUGCCAACUUGCUUGCCUGAUUGGUUCUAGAAAUCCAACUUGAACCUUUGUUCUUUUAUCUACAAAAUGAAGAGGAUGUCACUUUCUCUUUAAAAUUCUAUGACUAUAAAAUAUAUUAUGUAUCUAUCAAUAAUGUACCCUGAGCUUAAAGUUUACCAAGUACACAUUCAUUUUGCUUUAGCUGUUGUUCUUCUAUCAAGGAUUAUAUAUCUAGUUUACAAAAAAAAAAAAAACUUGUUAAUAGUGGCUUGGAAAGAAAUAGCCAUGAUGCAUUUUUUAUGAGCUUAUUCCAGGAACAUGAGAUCAUUCUUCUAUCGAGUUAUUCAUGCACAGGCAAAAACUGAGUUACAAAAGUGGAAAGUAAUUUUAUUUAGAAGAUUUUGUGGGAGGUUUCAAAGCAAAUAUAUACAACAAUAUUUCAUUCAUUUGCUUUCCUCAAUGAAAAAAGAACAUAAACUGUACUUCUAUAUUAAGUGCUUAAAACAUUUUUGUUGUUGUUCUUUUGGCUAGUUAAAAAUAAAGGAGAUUUAAGCAUACCCAUAGAGAUGAAGAAGUACGGAUAGAGGAUGAGAGGCAGAGGACAAAAAAAAAAACAAACACAGAAAUGAGAAAGACAGACCAAAACAAAGAAAGCGACAUCUCCACAGAACUUCCUACCUAGAAUGUUUCUAAAUUGUGAUGUGUUUUACAGCAUUUGUGAAGGAGAUUAUCACAUCUAGACAUUUGUCCUAAAGCAUGAAUGAAAUUAGACCUAGGGCCAAAGAUUCUUUACACCUAAGUUCAAUCAUUCAUCUUACAUUAUUUGGGCCUCUUUUUUAUUUACUAUAUAAGAUACCAUGCAGUGUUUUCCUAGACUAUAUAAAGCAUUGUAUCACCUCCCUGCUAAGUCUGUUGAAAAUAGGUUUUGACCAGUUUAGAGAAUCAUGCAAAAUAUGUUACCUUUGUAAGAUUUUUUAAUACACAAAAUUAAGAAAUUAAUAUUACCUUAAAUGUGAAUGCAGUUUAUCCUCAUCAUUUUAAAUCCAUAUAACUGUACUUUGCAUAUUUAUAAAAUAUAGUGGGAAAAGAUGUGGGAAGGUUUAUGUGUGAUUUACUAUUAUGUUUUUACAUUGCCUGAUUUUUAUGUGAAAAAAAAUAGUAGCAACUUGUUCCUCAACACAAUUUAUUCUAAGCGUUUCAAAAAAAGAAUUACAAAGUCACACUUCCAUUUCAUGCUGAACUAUAAUUUUUUAAUGUAACAUGGUUAAGUUUUUUUAUAUAUGUGUUUUCCCAGGAAUGUCGAAUUGUAACUUUUUAUCAAUUAAUAACAAUAUUUGGAACCAAGUGCUCAUUUAAUACAUUAGAAGCUUGAAGGGAAGUUAGACUUCUCUUUUCAUAUAGAUUACUGUUUGGUAUUAAUAAUAAGAUAUCAUUCUCAGCACUGUAAUGCUAAUAUUUAAGUCACACUAUCAUUGAACACAUUUAAUCUAAUGAUAUAAAAUGACAAUUACACUGUACAAUUUAAAUUGGAAUAAAAUGGCAGUGAACAGAUUUGAACACAAAUCCAUUCAUCUAAUGGAGAUAAACAUGGGAGAAUCUCAUUUUACCUGUUAUGUAGUUUGCAAAAGAUGUAAGUAACUUGUUGGCUGUUUCUAAAUGCUAAUUGAUGAAAACUUCAACCCUAAAUGUUCAGCAUGAUUUUAUAGAAUUUUGAUUGCUUUAUUAAAAAGUUAAGAGGAAAUGCAUAUGUAAAUAAAGCAGUUCUAAAUAGCAAUUUCAGAGAAACGUUAAUGGGAGUGAUGAAAGUGGGCCAGCUAAAUUAUAAUGGCCAAUAACUGGCUUGGGUUUAGGACCUAUGUAUAGAGGCCACCAAUUUCUUUUAAUAACUGUGGUUUGUUAUGUUAUAUUCUUGAGGAAAAUAAUUGAGUUGCUUCAUAAAGAUAAAUGAAUAGCCAUGAAUAUAAUAAUGCUGUUUACAUAGAAUUCUUUAUAAAUUUCAUACAUCUAUGAAUGCUCAAAAUGUUUGAGUUUGUCAUAAAUUAUAUUGUAGUUAUACUUGAGACCUGCACAUUGUAAUAGAAUCUAAAAAUAAAAGUCAU